AGUUUGAAGUUCAAAUGUUUGUAAACUGAAAAGUUCAAUGUAAAAAUCUUAAAAAUAGGCGGUCUUUAUGUGACUUAGGUACUUGUUCAUGGUUCUUUUUAUUUGAUAAGACAUAUUAGUCCUAUUUUCGUAUUCUUCCUUUGAUUUCAGAUUGUACCUUGCGUGAUGCAAGAUUGUUCUCAGAAGGCAGAACAUAGCAGCAAUGCACCUCAGGAGAGCUCAUCACCUCAGGUGGGUGCUAUCUCGGUGUAGCUAGAUCUACUGUCUCGCUGUUGGCACACAGUCUCAUCCCACUCAGCCGCCAUGGGACGCUGGCACUCGGAGUACCAACGCACACACCGCGGCAUCGCCUCCAACGAGCUCCUCACCACAUGGAGGGACAACUUCACCGAGCGGCAGCACCUGCGGGAGACCAUGAUGUCAUCCCAUUUCCAGCUGGGCGUCAGCGGCGGCAGCAGCAGCAGUAGCAGCACGGAGUCGCUCUCGGGGGAGCUGCAGCUGUCUCCGACGCGUCUGAGGAUGCGGCAUCUGGCUCUGACCUCCCCGGAGCGCGUACCGCCGCCAGCGCCCCCUGCCCCACCUGCCGCCAAUGGAGGGCGCUCGGUGCGGUUUGAGGUGCCCCCGGUGACCGACCGGCUAGACGGAGCACCCCCAGCGGAGGAGCCUGCCAUCCAGUCACGAUCUGCACCGCCCCCGGCUGAGACUGAGCCUGUGCGACUGCCUGAACCCCCGGCUCCGACCAGUACCACCGCGGACCGGUCCCGUCCACUGACUGCGCCAGCGCCCCGCGUGCCCAGCUCAGCCCCUGCGCCAGCGCCCCGCGCGCCCAGUUCAGCCCCUGCGUCAGCGCCCCGCGCGCCCAGCUCAGCCCUUGCGUCAGCACCAAGCUCAGCCCCUGCGUCAGCGCCCCGCGUGCCCAGCUCAGCCCCUGCGUCAGCGCCCCGCGUGCCCAGCUCGGCCACUACGACCGGCCCCCGCCGCCAGCGGGCCCGCUCCUGUUCUCCGGCCUCACCACUGCUCGGGUACGGUCACGGUGAACGCGGCUGUAACCUCGGCGAACAGCGCACGUAUAACGUGACCGCGCCGCCGACUCAGGUACACGACACAGCGCGUUCGGCCGCCGAGCGGCGAAGAACGGCGCAGAGACAGCGAGACGCGGUGCGGGAUGCUGUGUUGGAUCACGGUCGCCCUCCGCCAAGACCGGCUAGUCUGUGGACUACCGAGUACCAGAGGUGUUACUGCCAGCCUGUGUGGGCAGCGGAGCGGGCGCGGGCUCACAGGGCGUCCUCUUCUCACGCGCGGUAGCCACUGGGGUGGUCGGGUCAUGAGUGGAUAGAACAAUGUCGCGAGAUGUGAGGGCUCGUAGAUGGCGGAGCAAAGCGAUUGGAGAUAUUUUGCGCUGCAGAUCCUCACCGAGAUCUGCUAGUGUCUAUCAGUUUACUAAUUUUAGUUAUUUUAUCCGUGGGGAGAUACAUUCAAAUGUAGCAAACUGUUUUCUAGCUGUGCUUUUUUUAAACAGCUUUUUGAAAUUAUGCAUCCCUAGACAUAGGUGCUCUGGCGCAGUAUAGUUUCAUUGCACUCUAGAUUUAGGAGCGUGAUCCUUUUACGGGACCAGAGAAUUAGCUGAAUAACAACAUUUUAUGAGUAGCGAUGUUAUGGGAUAAUGUGCCCUAAUGUGUAUUUUAACGA
This is a messenger RNA of Amphibalanus amphitrite, 1689 nucleotides long. Its product is annotated as flocculation protein FLO11-like. Gene Ontology annotation, molecular function: microtubule binding. Gene Ontology annotation, biological process: regulation of mitotic spindle assembly. Lineage: Eukaryota; Metazoa; Arthropoda; Thecostraca; Balanomorpha; Balanidae. Bases 304 to 1305 code for a protein of 333 amino acids. Gene Ontology annotation, cellular component: ciliary basal body; cytoskeleton; spindle. The transcript is spliced from 2 exons. The record is from RefSeq and is a predicted model, not a curated record.